UAUCUAUAUCUUAUUGAGUUCCACAGGAACCCACAACUCCCUUUCUUUGCUCGGGAGCAGAAGAGACCGCUUUGAAAGCCUCAGCUGAACUACCGAAUCUGGACCCCAAAAAAUAACAGAUCCGUUGCUUACCCAUUUUAAUUCCAGCAGCGGUUUCCGGAAAUUCGUCAAAAAGGAACCCCUUUUGAGUUUUGAGGCUCUAGUUCGAAUCUUUCAGCGUUUAGAGAAAUGGUAGAUAACUUGAGGCGCACUCCAAAUAUAACUUUUGUUAUAUUCAGCUUGUGUUUGGAUUUGGAUCAAAGGCUAUAAUGGUUUAUGGUAGCUAAUGUAGGCACAUUAUACCCAAAAAGCUUCUUUGAUUAAAAGAGGGUCAAAGGCAUGUUUUUUCAGACAAUUUUGUUUCUCGUUCUCUACUGGCUUCCGGGAAUUUCGUCUGAAGGACACUUGGAUGUAGCCAUUGUAAUCAACGGCUCAGGUACUAUAGCUAGCAACAAUGAUGAUUUUGUGUGUGCUACUCUUGAUUGGUGGCCCUCUGAGAAAUGCAACUACAAUCAGUGUCCAUGGGGAGGAGCUUCUGUUCUAAAUAUGGAUCUAAAUCAUCCUAUUCUAGCCAAUGCCAUUAAAGCCUUCAAACCAUUGCGGAUCAGAAUUGGAGGUUCUCUGCAAGACAAAGUGGUCUAUGAUGUUGGAAAUUUGGGUUACCCCUGCGAACCAUUUUCAAAGAUGGAUGAUAGGCUUUUCGGAUUCUCUAAAGGUUGUUUGAGCAUGGCCAGAUGGGAUGAACUGAAUCUUUUAUUUCAGAAUACUGGAGCAGUUAUGACAUUUGGCUUGAACGCGCUCAUUGGAAGAUACCAUGUACGCAAUGGCAUCUGGUCAGGUGCUUGGAACUCUAGCAAUGCUCGAGAUUUCAUAGACUACACUAUCUCUAAGGGAUAUCCGGUUGAUUCAUGGGAAUUCGGAAAUGAGUUGAGUGGACAUGGAAUUGGUGCUCGUGUUGGUGUCGAACAGUACGGAAAAGAUGUAAUUAACCUUAGAUCCAUCCUUGAUGAGUUAUAUAAAGACUCCUCCUUGAGGGCAUUACUAGUGGCACCUGGUGGUUUUUACGAGCAGCAGUGGUAUUCUCAACUUCUUGAGGUUUCUGGAUCAGGUGUUGUUAAUGCCAUGACCCAUCAUAUAUACAAUCUUGGUGCAGGUAAUGAUCUGAAUAUCAAACAUAAGAUUAUAGAUCCACAAUAUUUGAGUCAGAUAGAAGAUGCAUUCAGAGGUCUCCAGCUUACGAUACAAAGACAUGGACCAUGGUCUUCUGCUUGGGUCAGCGAAGCUGGUGGUUCAUACAACAGUGGAAGUCCUGUUGUUUCAAAUGCUUUUCUAAAUAGCUUAUGGUACCUUGAUCAACUUGGGAUGGCAUCAAAGUAUGACACAAAGGUUUAUUGUAGACAAUCAUUAAUUGGUGGCAACUAUGGUCUCCUUGACACUGAGACCUUCAUACCAAAUCCUGAUUAUUACAGUGCCUUGUUAUGGCAUCGGGUUAUGGGGAAGGGAGUUCUUUCUAUUGAUCUCAGCGGAUCACCACAUUUACGUGCCUAUGCACAUUGCAGGAAGGAUGAGGGAGGUGUCACAUUGCUGCUUAUUAACCUCAGCAAAUAUGCUGAAUUUGAGGUAUCGGUUCAUAACAAGCUCAAUGUUGAUCUUGAUGACGGAGUGUUUAUUAACAAGAACAACUCUUUCGUGCAUAGCCUUAAAAGAACAGUAUCAUGGUUUGGAAGAAAAGGCUCAGAUGGUUAUGAAAAGAGAGAAGAAUACCAUCUUACUGCGAUGAAUGGAAAUCAUCUAGGUCGAGAAAUGUUACUAAACGGGAAUUUGUUGCAGCUCACUGAAGAUGGAAAUAUUCCCGAUAUGAAUCCUGUAUAUGUUCCUGUAAACUCACCUGUAUCGGUAGCUCCAUUGUCCGUUGCAUUUGUCGUCUUCCCUCAGUUUGAAGCUAGGCCUUGUGCGUGAUCAUAAGUAGUAUAGAUUGUAUUCAUUUAUCGAUUAUUUGUAAUAUUUUCUGGAGAAUAAUUUGUAAAGCAUUAAAUGUCUAAAGCUUUGAUUCUGUAUGUCAUUUAUCUCAGAGAGAAUAAAAACAUUAUACAAAAUGACAAGCUUAUCACUGACAUUUGAA
This is a messenger RNA of Asparagus officinalis (garden asparagus), 2161 nucleotides long. Its product is annotated as heparanase-like protein 1. Gene Ontology annotation, molecular function: beta-glucuronidase activity. The coding region runs from base 379 to 1998 and encodes 539 amino acids. The record is from RefSeq and is a predicted model, not a curated record. The transcript is spliced from 11 exons. Lineage: Eukaryota; Viridiplantae; Streptophyta; Magnoliopsida; Asparagales; Asparagaceae. Gene Ontology annotation, cellular component: membrane; plant-type cell wall.